Molecule: messenger RNA, 1720 nt
Organism: Peromyscus eremicus (cactus mouse)
Lineage: Eukaryota; Metazoa; Chordata; Mammalia; Rodentia; Cricetidae
Gene: Mageb16
Product: MAGE family member B16
Exons: 1
Coding region: 58-1281 (407 amino acids)
Biological process (GO): negative regulation of transcription by RNA polymerase II
Cellular component (GO): nucleus
Source: RefSeq, a predicted model, not a curated record
UCCUCAUUGCUGCCUUCCUGUCCACACGCUUAGCUGCUACUUGUCACCAGAGUCACCAUGUCUCAACGUCAAAAGAAUCCAGAAUGUGCAGCUGACCAAGGCCAGACCUGUGAGGAGACCCGGGGCCUACAGGUUGCAGCAGUCUCCAGCAAUGUGGAGGAGCCAUGUACCUCCUCUCAUUUUAUGGCUAGUAGUCUGAAGGGCCAAACCUGUGAGGAGACCCAGAGCCUACAGGUUGCAGCUGUCUCUAAUGAUACGGAGGAACCAUGUUCCUCCUCUCAUCUUAUGGCUAGUAGUCUGAAGUCUCAGACCUGUAAGGAGACUCAGGGCCUAAAGAUUACUACACAGGUCUCCAGGAAUGUGGAGAAGCCAUGUUCCUCCUCUCAUUCCCUGAUGGCUAGCUACCAGAAUGAUCCUGCAGAUGAGACACCCAGUACUUCUGGGGGUCUUCAGAGUCCCUCUGCCUCUUCAAGACAAUCAGAUGAGGCUCUUAGCAACCAACAACAAGUGCAGGGUUAUCCAAUCUAUCCACCAUUUCAACAACACACCAUGAAUGUACCUAUGAUGAGUGUUGAUAGUAAAGUUGAUUUCUUGGUGAAUUACAUGCUGUACAAGUAUCAGAUGAGAGAGAUAAUGAGCAUGACUGAUAUAUUGAGACUCAUUGUAAGAGAAGAUGAAUAUCGUUACCAUGAAAUCCUUAUGAGAGCUGCUGAACGCAUGGAAAUGGUCUUUGGUUUGGAUGUAAAGGAAGUAGACCCUGUCAACCACUGCUAUGCUCUCUUUAUCAAACUAGGUCUCACCUAUGAUGGGAUGCGUAGUAAUGAGUAUAGCUUUCCUAAGACUGGUUUCCUGAUACUCAUCCUAGGGGUAGUAUUCAUGAAAGGCAACCGUGCCACUGAAGAUCAGAUUUGGGAAGUGUUGAAUCCAAUGGGGAUCUAUGCUGGGAUGAAUCAUUUCGUCUUUGGUGACCCUAGGAAGCUGAUAACCGAUGAGUUUGUGAAGGAGCAAUACCUGGUGUACCAGCCAGUAGCCAAUAGCAAUCCUGUACAGUAUGAAUAUGUGUGGGGUCCCCGGGCUCGAUUUGAAACUAGUAAGAUGAAAGUGUUAGAGUUUGUGGCCAAGGUUCAGGGGACAGACCCUACUGCAUUCCAGUCUCAGUAUGAAGAGGCUCUGAUAGAAGAAGAAGAGAGAACCCUUACCAUGAUUUUAAGCAAUGCUGGCCCGAGAUCUAGUUCUGGUGCAAGUUCUAGUGCCAUGGGCAGCAGCUUCCCUCAUAUCUAGUACAAUCAGAGAUAAAUUACUCCUGUAUAAUUUGCAGAGAGUUUGUAGAGUUGAGGAGAAAAUAUAGGUCCUAGUUUGAUACAGAGAGGAGGGAGAAUAUUAUCUGCAUAGUUCUAAUUUGUAGGUGUACCAUGCCAUUUUUUUCUUUCACUUUUUGACCUUUCUAUUUGAACAUUGUUGCACUUAGUAGCGUGUUUAGCUUCAAAAAAUCUCCACUAAAUGCCAUUCAUAAAUUUAGUAAUAAGAGCUUUGCCAUGGAAUAAAACUAAUUGUGAAAUAAUCUCAUCUAUCUGUAUAAUUACCUGGAGUAGUAAAACAUACUUUUGCUAAGCUUCUACCUUUUAAACAGUGUUGUGCUGCUGUUUUCUUUGUAUGGUAUACGUGGAGUUGCUUUAUGUUAUAGUUGCCAUGAGUAAUAAAAUUCAAGAAAUUUACCUCA